GGGGACACGACGCGUUUAUAGCUUGUUAUAUACAUUGGGUUGGAGUGUUAAGUGUUCGUUGCUCCGAGAGGGUCGUGGGGGGUCGUAUCGUGUAUAAAGGGUCGGGGUUACCACUCAGUAGGGGUUGGAGUCCCGAGGAGCGAACGUCGUUUCGUGCCAGCGCCCAAAGUAUCUAGUCGUUUUCCUACUUUACUACUUUACAAACACCUAUGUAAUCAGUGUAUACGUGCCGUGAUGUAUAGUAGUACUUGAGUCCUAUCGUCGUAUUACACGCGGCUGACUUGUCAGGGUGUUUGAGUAACGCGCGAGGUGUGAAAUUGGUUCAAAGUCCUCGACUGAACCCAAAUCUGCCUCCUUCAGUCAAGAAGAGUGCUUCAGAGGUUCAUCAGCUCCUGUUAUUUUGGAAGAAUCAACGAGAGGAAAUAAUCUUCAAAAGAGUCAAUCUUUGAAAUGUCGGAGCAGGAAUCUAGUCAACAAUAGGAAAGCCCCAGAUUCGAGAGGAGUUUUAGAUGAUAAUGAAGGGUUUAUGUUCAGCUUAUCGAGAGUGAAGUUUGAAAGAGACUGAACUGGGAUUAAUCAGAGACAGAGAAAUAGUUUGAUUUCUUUGGAAGGAAGUAUGAUUUAUAAGAGGUAAACGAAACCGUCGGGGUAAAUGAACGUGACCAGAAGCGUACAUUCCUAAUCGUCUGAAGCUGCGUCUACUUGGUGUGGGAUAGAAUGUCAAUGGGGUAGCUUCAAGUCGUGCUCGGCCUAACCAAUCACGCCCAGAACGCCUUUUCUACUGACAACGAGUUUUCUUCAAGCUUGGUGCACGUAUUCAGGAGCAAUAAAAUCGUUGAUUCAGAGAAACGAUCGAUACAUAAAAUGAAAAGAGCCACUGAGUGAUUCAUGAUUUCCGGUUUGAAAGGCAAAGACGGUGUCUGUAGCUAAAAGGGUAUAAAGAAAGCAAAGCAAAAAAAUAAAAGAAAUAAAGAGAGGAAGUGAAAAAGAAUGUGGAAAAAAUUGAUCGGAAGUACAAUGCUCUCGAAUCGAUAGAGAGCGAUAGCAAGUCGAGUUGGGAAAGACAUGUUGUGCUUAGACAUGAAAUUGGUCUCACGACUGCGAGGAUUGUCCUCGAACUCAGGCUCCUCCAACUCCUCAAAUCCACCCUCAAUUUCCAUUCCUCCCUCAUUCUCUGCCUCGUCCUAUAACCUGACCGUCGAUAAGCAACUACGAAAAGCCAGACGAGGAAGCGGCGGAAAUAUUAGUCCCCAGAGUGAUCACGAAAGCGAUGAGGAUAGCAGCAGCAGCAACAUGCCAAGCAUCAGGAUCGUCAGGAAUCGAUCGAGAUCAGUGUGUAUGCCGGUCCUCACCUCCUCCCAGCUGCGACAUCUUCAUCGACGUGCCAGUCACCAUGUAUCUUCAACGGAUACAGUUUCUCGAAGAGGCGUUUUGUCGAGAAGAUGUUACGGAAGCGUGGAAAUGUUGCCUCAAAUUGAGCAGGAUGGCACAGACAGCGGAAGAAGAUUUCGUGUAGAAAAUGGAGAUUCUCCCGGCGAGAAAGAAGAGAUGUUUGGUUCGCCGAGUACGCCAGUAUUGGAAAAUCCAGAGUACCAGACCCGAUGGUACUUCAAAUAUUUUCUUGGAAAAUUGCAUCAAAAUUAUGUGGCCUCAGAUCAAGAACGAAAUCCCUUGUUCCUGUCUGUAGUUAUCAGCGAGGGUGGUGAUCAAUGCGUCCCCCACUACAGGGUGAUUCUUUGGAGACGCACGGGUGCUCAAAAGAUAUCCCUGCCUUACUCGCCGAAUAAAACGAUGACUGUCAAACAAAUCCUCAGCAAUUUCUUUGGACUUGAAAAACUAGACAAAGCACCCAGGGAAAUAUUUUCACCGGAAAUACAAAAGGAUCUUCUGUUACUUGAAGAACAAGAGGGUUCAGUAAACUUCAAAUUCGGUAUUAUUUAUGCCAGAGAAGACCAGACGACUGACGACGAGAUGCUAUCGAAUGAAAGGGGCAGUCCGGGUUUCGAGAGGUUCCUGGAAACGCUUGGGGAACGAAUACGGCUCAAGGGUUGGGACAAAUACAGAGGAGGUCUCGACGUAAAGGGUGACAUGACAGGAAAAGAGAGCAUCUAUACAGUAUAUGCAGGUCACGAAGUUAUGUAUCACGUUAGUACCAUGCUGCCACACUCGAAAGAUAAUCCCCAGCAGCUCGAACGAAAAAGACAUAUUGGCAACGACAUUGUGAACAUCAUAUACACAGAUGAUCCAACAUUUUUCGAAACCUUCAAUCCAAACUGCAUAAGAAGUCAAUUCACACACGUGUUCGCUGUGGUCUGUAGCGAAGAGGGUGGAAAUGGAUGGCGAAUAGCCAUUUAUUGCGACGAAAGUGUUCCCCUCUUCGGCCCGAGUCUACCUUGUCCACCCAUGUUUGAAGAUCCCUGCAAUUUCCGGGAGUUCCUUCUCGUAAAGCUCAUCAAUGGGGAAAAGGCCACCUUCGACACCCCAACCUUCUCCAGGAAACGAGAAAGAACACUAGACACUCUUCUACGGGACAUGUACCAGGAACAUGCACAGGACAGCAAAAGCAACAGUAUGCUUAAUCGCCGAGCAUUGUCCGACGUGGUGGAAACUCCAGGACGACGUCGCGAGGAAACCCGAGCUGUGGAAAUGGUUCGUGUUGGUCAAGCACUCAAAUUAGAAGCUAUCGUCCGAGGACUAGCACCUACUUCAUUGGCCACUGUAGGACCUUUAAAACCAAGACCCUGGGAGCCAAGGUGUAUAUAUCCUGAUUUUCCACACGAGAUUGUGUGUGGUGACGUCUGGUCUGAUAGCAAACUUAUCCUAGCAACCGAAGCAGGAACAUUUCUCUUGGAAGAUGGAAUUUCUCAUCGACUCCUCUUUGACAAAUCGGUGCAAAUCAAACAGCUAGACGUAGUCGAGCAGCACGGAAUUCUUUUGUUCAGGGCAGGUGACAAAGGUAAGGAGAGCAACGUUCACGUAUUUCGAUUAAGUGAACUGGAAGUAGAUGCCUUAGCGAAUAUGGACUUAAACGACGAGGAUGAAGAAUACGAUGAUCUGGAGAAUUCUACUCAUCUAUCCAGUUCUGCACUUACUUCAAGAGCACCCACAGCUAGAAAUCGCUCACAUGCUAAGGAAAGAAAACUGGACCGAACUCGAGGGUCCAAUCUCUACAGCAUCACGAGACCUGGAGGCUCUCAUUUACGAAUGUGUGUUGCAGUUGGUAGAAGACUAACUGUACUUCAGUGGAAGCACAAUGCAGCUUGGACGACUUGGUGUGCAUCAGCAGACACUGACACUGUUGAUGGUUUUCUGCAUUUAAAGGAAUUUAAUGCAAGUGAACCACCCUCUUUAGUUAAUAUAAUCGAAAGCUCAGAAGUUGGCAAUGAAUGGGUACUUUGUUGUGGCUUAAGACAUAACUUUGAACUAAUUUCGGCCAAUGGAACAUCCAGAAUUCUUCAUCUAGAAGGCACCCUUAAGCCUCAUUUGAUAGCUGCUCUGGAUCUUUGCGAAGAUGAAGAGCCCGAAGUGCUAUUAUGCUACAACAAUACAUGUCACUUCCAGAAAUUAUCAGAAGAAAACGCAGCUCCAACAGAAUUUGAUUUUAAUUGGAACUCUGUACCUGUAACUGUUGCUUGUGCCUUUCCAUAUGUAAUCGCCUUCACUGCUGACAACAUGGAAAUUCGCUUAAUCAUAAACGGAAAUUUGGUACACACAAUCGCAAUGCCGAAUCUUAGUUUGAUAUCGUCUAAAAGAGAUAUCUUCUUCGCAACGACUGCUCCUGAGUUUUUGGCCUCAAGAUGUGAAAGAAUUCGUUUGGAUACAAAACCAGAUCGAGACGAAAGGAGUAAUAGUCCACCAUCUUCUCAAAACAACUUUCAUGGUUCUCAAGGUGAUAACAAGCCAAUGAGAAUCUACCGCAUUCCCUUACAAACUUUAUCGAGGAAUUCAGUUUCCAACUGUAGUCAAAGAAGGUGUCCAAGUCCGGCUGAGCCGGAGGUAGUUACAGCACCAAUAGCAAAUGACAGAAAUUUUUUGAGUGCAGAACCUCACAGGGCUCUAAGCAGGUCCUGCAGUAGCAGCCCUACCCCUAGUUUAGGAACGUCAAUUUCCAGCUCGUCGAGUAAAUAAUGAAGCAGAGAGCACGGUGAAAGAUUGUAUUUUAAUAUUGAUCGCUGUCCGACUAUGCCAAAAAAAAUCAAGUUUACUCUUCUAGAAACAUUGACGAUGAUUUAAAGAAUAGAAUUCUGAAAGCAGCUUUGUCAGAAUUAAUCUGCAGGGACAGAUUUUGAAAUGAGGUUCACUGAAAUAGAAAAAGGGGGGCUUUGAAAAAUUAAAAACGCACGAAUGUAAAACUGAUCUAAGACGAAGUUAGUCGUAAGGAGAUACAUUUUGCGCGAGGAAGUUAUUGGGAGAAGAUAAUUACUCUAAGGCAGAAAAGGUGUCGUAGAAAUUAUUUAAGAAGUGAAUGAUUUAACGAGAAAAUUAUUGUAAACAGAACAUUAUUCUAAGAAUAUUAUUAUACGGAGAAAAAUAUUGCAAAAAUUGUAAAAGAAACAAAGAGAAAAAAAGUAACUGUGAAAGCAUUGCUUAUGAGAAUAUGAAUGAUCCAAAGCAAAACAAUCAAAAUGUGUUAUGAAAACAAAAUAAACUGUCUUUGCAAUAGAAAGUUGCGUCUUGUCAAUUGUAAGAGUUGUAUAGAUUAUGAAUGGGAACGAGUAAUGAGCAGGUAUCAUUUACAUGACUAGUUUAUAUGAAUAGUUGUUGCAGGAGGAGGCAGUACAAGGGUAGUUUUUAAGCGAGGGGAUCAACCUGGAUCAAUAAGGCACAACUUUUCGUUUGCUGUUUAAGGCAGAUAUGGCAAUGCUAAUUUUAUCAAUUUUAAGCUAUAAUAUUCCAGAUUCGUUGUAAAUCAUUCAAGAAUGAAAAUAAAAGAUUAAUAAAGAGGAAUGUUGCAAAAA
Molecule: messenger RNA, 4958 nt
Organism: Belonocnema kinseyi
Lineage: Eukaryota; Metazoa; Arthropoda; Insecta; Hymenoptera; Cynipidae
Product: GTPase-activating Rap/Ran-GAP domain-like protein 3
Exons: 19
Coding region: 1066-4128 (1020 amino acids)
Biological process (GO): activation of GTPase activity; regulation of small GTPase mediated signal transduction
Cellular component (GO): cytoplasm
Molecular function (GO): GTPase activator activity
Source: RefSeq, a predicted model, not a curated record